UGUGAGCGACCACAUUACAGUACUGGGCAGCUAUGAAGAUACAUUAACAUUUGAUACCCAAAUCAGUUUGUACACCUAAGAGACAUUUUACUGAGUGCCAGCAGUCACUAACCUCCUAGAACAAAACAGCACAACUGAGAAGAAGAAAGGAUCCAUGAAAGGCGCUCAUGGUGUAAGCUCCGAGGAUGCCUUACCACUGCGUGGCUUAUGGAUGUGGAAAAACUACCGAAGAAGGCGUAACCCUGUUUAAAUUCCCCAAGGACCCUGAAGAGUUUCGGAAAUGGGAGAAGCAGGUCCAGCGCACCCGCAUGCAGUGGGUUGCCACACCCAAUUCUUACCUUUGCAAUGAGCAUUUUGGCAAGGAGUACUUUGAACCCAGACUGGCAGCGGGGCCUCUGAAGCUGAGGCCGGGAGCUGCUCCUACAGUGUUUGUCCGUCCGCACUGUCCUUCCUGCAAUGGCGCGGGCUGCGGUAGCUGCCUGCCUUCUAUCCAACACAGGACCAUUUCAGCUGAACCAAGAGAGCAAACCAUUAGUGCUGGACACAAUGAAAUGGCACCCAAAGAGCAUGAGGAUGCUAAUGAAAGAGGUAAAGAACGACAUCUAACAGGAGGAGGGUUAAAGGUGCUGAACGAGCGACCAGUGGUUUGUGAGAUGUGUGGAACAACCGGGAAUAUCAACAACUUCUAUUCAAAGACUAAGCGCUUCUGCAGUACAUCCUGCUCUCGUUCUUAUUCAUCAAACUCUAAGAAGUCAUCCAUUCUAGCACGUCUGCAGGGAAAGCCCCCAACGAAAAAAGCUACUGUGCUGAAUAAAGUGAACAAAGCUCCUCCAGCAGCCACCGGAGUUGAUGCUGCUGUUGCUUCUUUCGACUGGACCGCAUACUUGGAGAGAGAAACGUCUCUGGCUGCAUCUGUCUCCUGCUUCAGACACGCUCCCCUUUGUGCCCAGUGGGAUGACAUCACCGUGGGGAUGAAAGUGGAGGUGCUGAACACGAAUGCCAUCCUCCCCAGUAAAGUCUACUGGAUUGCUACAGUUAUCCAGAUUGCAGGAUACAAAGCCCUGUUGAGAUACGAGGGCUUUGAGCAUGACAGCAGCCGUGAUUUCUGGUGCAGCCUCGUUUCAGGAGAGCUCAACCCGAUCGGAUGGUGCGCAAUGACCAGCAAGCUGCUGGUACCCCCACAAGAUCUGAAGCAGGACAUCCCAGACUGGAAGGAGUAUCUGAUGAAGAGGUUGGUGGGGGCCCAAACUCUGCCUGUUGAGUUCUACCUGAAGCUUGCAGAAAGCAUGAAGAACUCUUUCAGGACGGGCAUGCGCGUGGAGGUGGUGGACUCCAAAUACGUGAGCCGGACACGCGUGGCCAUCGUGGACUCCAACAUCGGUGGCCGUGUACGCCUGGUGUACGCGGACCAAAGUGACACCCCUGAGAACAUCAUCUCAGACUUCUGGUGUCACAUAUGGAGUCCCCUCCUGCAUCCGAUAGGCUGGUCCAAAAAAGUGGGUCAUGACAUCAAAGCGCCUGCAAACAAUCUGGAGUCUUCCAGUGGUCUGAGGGGCAAUUCUGACAGUACGUUCAUGCUCUUUAAAAAGCCGAGGUUCACCUACAUGGAGGGAACUUUCUUUGAAGAAGGAAUGAAGCUGGAGGCCAUUGACCCGCUCAACUUGGGAAGUAUCUGUGUGGCCACAGUACACAAGGUGCUGUUUGAUGGGUACCUGAUGGUGGGCAUUGAUGGCACCAUAUCAAACAAUGGCUCAGACUGGUUUUGUUACCAUGCUUCCUCUCACGCCAUUCUUCCAAUUAACUUCUGUAAAAAGAACAAUAUCCCUCUCACUGUACCCCCAGGUUACGAUGCUCAGACCUUCACCUGGGAAAAGUACCUGGAGGAGACCAAAGCAAAAGCUGCGCCCGUGAGACUGUUCAAUGCUGACUACCCAGGUCACGGCUUCUCCCCCAACAUGAAGCUGGAGGCCGUGGACCUGAUGGAGCCACGGCUCCUGUGCGUCGCCACCGUGAAGCGCUGUGUCGGCCGCCUUCUCCUCAUCCACUUUGACGGCUGGGAGGAUGAGUUUGACCAGUGGGUUGACCACCAGUCUCCAGACAUCUACCCAGUUGGCUGGUGUGAGCUCAUGGGCUACCAGCUCCAGUCACCUCCUGGAGUCGCUGACUUAAUUGAAAAGCAGCUGGUGCGGAACAAGAAAUGCCGGCGCUUUUCUUUCGGGAGAAAGAAAAAGAAGCACACAAAAAAGAGGCUUUCUCAGGACCAAGCUCAAGACGGUGCUGAUCAACACACCGAAAGUCCUCAAAGCACUCCUCCAAAAGUGCCACUCAUCCAGCCCAAGACUGAGCCAGAGGAGCAGGAGAUCGUUGCAGUCAAGGUGAAAGUGGAGGAAAUGGAAACGGAGACCCCCAUUAGGCCACCGGACAACUUUCAGCAAGACUCUGUGUGCAUAAUCAAACAAGAAGAGGGAGGACAAAGCAGCUUGGAUAAUGUAGAACAGGAGAAGACGGAGCAAAGUAAAACUAAAGACUUGGCCGAAGACAAUGCAUCACUUGAAGACCGGUGUACCGGUGAUAGCAACACUGAUCAGAGUGAAAAUGAAAGAAUGGACAAAGAGGAGUUGAGCCAAGAAGACGACAGUACCAUGGAUGAAUCCUAGAGAAUAAAAGAACCAAUAUAGCUGAAUCACUCCAAUGAAAAAAGAAUUAAACAAAUAAAUAAAAAGACUUUAUCAAAAAGAUUU
Molecule: messenger RNA, 2741 nt
Organism: Pundamilia nyererei
Lineage: Eukaryota; Metazoa; Chordata; Actinopteri; Cichliformes; Cichlidae
Gene: l3mbtl2
Product: L3MBTL histone methyl-lysine binding protein 2
Exons: 18
Coding region: 186-2657 (823 amino acids)
Biological process (GO): negative regulation of DNA-templated transcription
Cellular component (GO): nucleus
Molecular function (GO): zinc ion binding; chromatin binding
Source: RefSeq, a predicted model, not a curated record